CCAGGCGGCACCGGAAACCUGGCUUUCCCGGGAGCAGCUAUGAGCAAGCGGAACCAGGUUUCGUACGUGCGGCCAGCCGAGCCGGCGUUCCUGGCUCGCUUCAAGGAGCAGGUCGGCUACAGGGAAGGGCCUACCGUGGAAACCAAGAGAAUCCAGCCUCAGCUCCCAGAUGAAGAUGGUGAUCACAGUGACAAAGAAGAUGAACAGCCCCAAGUGGUGGUUUUAAAAAAGGGAGACCUGUCAGUUGAAGAAGUCAUGAAAAUUAAAGCAGAAAUAAAGGCUGCCAAAGCAGAUGAAGAACCGGCUAUAGUUGAUGGAAGAAUCAUGUAUCGAAAACCAGUCAAACGUUCCUCGGAUGAAAAAUAUUCAGGUUUAACAGCAAGCUCAAAAAAGAGGAAGGCAAAUGAAGGUGAAAUAAAUAAGCAGGACUCAGUUAAAAAGAACUCACAAAAGCAAAUCAAAAACAGUUGCCUCCUUUCUUUUGACAAUGAAGAUGAAACUGACAGAAGCCCACUUUGGAGGAAGAUGAUAAUGUGCCUAUUUAAGAAUACUUCCCCAGCUCCUGCUAAAGGUAGCCAUAUAACAGCUCUGGCAAUUUUAGAGAUAAAAGUGGAUCUUGUACAAGUGAGCUUCUAAAAGAAGGGAUCUUGAUAGAAGAGAGGAUCUAAUGUAUAACAUGGAGACUGUAGUUAAUAACACUAUAAAAGAGAGAGAGACAAAUAGAAGUCUGCUUAAUAAAGCUACAAUAAAGGUGUUUGAUACAAGAAAGCAGAUCUGGCAAGCACAAACCUUUGUCCUUCUCGCUACAUCCUGCUACAUCCAGGAGCACAUACAUGAAACCUAGGAGUAUUGGAGCCAUUUUUUGGCCUAAGGGAGGCAGAUCCUUUCUCUGGGUGGUACAGUGGAAAGAUUCAAGGCACUUGGAUCCUGAUAGCAUGCCUCGAGGAGCUGCUGCACCAGCCAUGGACUGCCAACCUCUGGACUUCUUGUUACAUGAGAAGAAUAAACCGAAAGUCGUUGGUCAGUAGUACCACUUGCUGACACCUGAGAAUUCAAUGUCUCCUGCCCUCCUUCUCCCUUAAGAGGCCCCCUUUCGUGUUGUGCUCUAGAAUUUGUCAACCUUAAAAAUAAAAGACAAUUAUUUUA
Molecule: messenger RNA, 1146 nt
Organism: Neomonachus schauinslandi (Hawaiian monk seal)
Lineage: Eukaryota; Metazoa; Chordata; Mammalia; Carnivora; Phocidae
Product: KIAA1143 ortholog
Exons: 4
Coding region: 40-636 (198 amino acids)
Source: RefSeq, a predicted model, not a curated record